This is a messenger RNA of Macaca mulatta (Rhesus monkey), 2003 nucleotides long. The record is from RefSeq and is a predicted model, not a curated record. NCBI's taxonomy places the organism in Eukaryota, Metazoa, Chordata, Mammalia, Primates, Cercopithecidae.
GCCCGCACCUCUCCCCCAGUCCACAGGGGGGCGCCCUGCACUCACGCGAGGCCAUGGUCUUGGGCUCAUCAGCAAGGUGCUGCAGAGCACGCACCUCUCCCCCAGUCCACAGCGGGGCGCCCUGCACUCACGCGGGGCCAUGGUCUUGGGAUCAUCAGCAAGCUGCUGCAGAGCACGCACCUCUCCCCCAGUCCACAGGGGGGCGCCCUGCACUCACGCAGGGCCAUGGUCUUGGGCUCAUCAGCAAGGUGCCGCAGAGCCCACACCUCUCCCCCAGUCCACAGGGGGGCGCCCUGCACUCACGCGGGGCCAUGGUCUUGGGCUCAUCAGCAAGGUGCUGCAGGCACUUCUCCCCCAGUCCACAGCGGGGCGCCCUGCACUCACGUAGGGCCAUGGUCUUGGGCUCAUCAGCAAGGUGCUGCAGAGCACGCACCUCUCCCCCAGUCCACAGGGGGGCGCCCUGCACUCACGCGGGGCCAUGGUCUUGGGAUCAUCAGCAAGCUGCUGCAGAGCACGCACCUCUCCCCCAGUCCACAGGGGGGCGCCCUGCACUCACGCAGGGCCAUGGUCUUGGGCUCAUCAGCAAGGUGCCGCAGAGCACGCACCUCUCCCCCAGUCCACAGGGGGGCGCCCUGCACUCACGCGGGGCCAUGGUCUUGGGCUCAUCAGCAAGGUGCUGCAGGCACUUCUCCCCCAGUCCACAGCGGGGCGCCCUGCACUCACGUAGGGCCAUGGUCUUGGGCUCUAAGCCAGGGCCAGCACAGAAAGGUCAAGAAAAGCUGCAUCUCACCAGGAGGAAACGGGGAGAGAAAUUGGGAAUGACUGCUGGUGGUUCUGGAGUUUCUUUUUCUUUUUCUGUUUUUGAGACAGGGUCUUGCCAUACUGCCCAGGCUGGCCUCAAACUCCUGGGCGUAAGUGAUCCUCCCACCUCAGCCUCCCAAGUGCCUGCCAGUUUCUCUCUUGGCAGUGGUGGUGAAAGUGCCGUAAAAUUGAUUGUGGUGACAGUGGUCCAACUCUGUGAGCAUACCAAAACCAAGGCUCUGUAUACUUUAAAUGAGUGGAUCGUAUAACAUGUGAAUUAUAUAUCAAUAAAGCUGGUUUUAAAAGGGGAGGAAAAGAAAGAAGGAGAAACAGCAACUUAAACUCAUCAGACCUUCUCUUGGCCUCAGAGACUCUGAGAGUAAAGGUUGGGUAUAAAUGAUCAAGGGGAACAUUAUAUCUCUGUACCAUAAAACAUUGAGGUACAGAGACAAAAACUUUAAAACAGUCACUAAUGGAGAAUGUCACUUUGUUUCUUUGACAAGGGAGGAUGCAGGGAUGGAGCCGGCUUUGGAAGUCUGGGUUUAGUUGUAAAGGCCGGAAUCUAGAACAGUGUCCUAGACCACCAAAUAAGGAAGAACCCUAGCCUCUCAGGGAAGCGUAACUCAGACUCAGGCACCCAUGGAAAUGAGAAACAAGCAUCCAACACACAGUCUCUGAAGCAAGAGAGAUGCUCAGCUAUGCACAUGACGCUGUGGCUCUUACAGCAGCAAACAUGCAGGAGUUUUGUUUUUAUUCAUCUAAAUAAAUAGGUAAUCUUAGAAAUUACUAAUAUUAUUUAAUGUAAUCAUUAUCUCAUGUAUCUUAAGAAGACAGAUCCAUUAAAAAUCUUAACUUCCUGGCCGCAUGCAGUGGCAUGUACCUGUAGCCCCAGCCACUCCGGAGGCUGUGGCAGGAAGAUUGCUUGAGCCCAGGAGUUCGAGGCUGUGAUGCACUAUGGUUGUGUCUGUGAACAGUCACUGCACUCCAGCCUCGGCGGCAUAGUGGGUCCGCAUCUUAAAAAGAGCAUUCUUCACUUCCCUGCUUCCGAGCAAAGACUGAGUCAUAGACACAAGUCAAGGUUACCUUUACCAUUAAAAUUUUGUCAGAAUCAGCCAACAGUUCUGAAAACUGUAACUUAAUAAAUGUCAUUGGAUGGUCACAUGGAAAUAUCUGGCUUCACUCCAUUUCUCUGCUGCGUUGCC